AUGCCAGCCGACCGGACCGUCGGUCCCGUUCGAACUCAAACUCUGUUCUUUGGCGCAUCCAUUCAAUCUCACCCAUCGGCACUGCCGGUGCUGUUCGACUCGCGCAAGAGCACGUCAAGCUUUGACGCAGUCACGCUCCCGUCCGCACUCGGAAAGUCGGGUUGGAUCCGCACCGAUCCAGCUAGCCUCAAGGCAUUGUUCCCUCUUGCCUUUGAACGCCCUUCGAGUAACCUUCAAACCCACGCGCAUACUUUUAUGCCGUUUGGGCUGCUCGGCUCAGGCUGCGCUUCACGCCGACCGAAACCUGUCCGAAACGCCCGGACCAAGCGCUCGACCUGGGAGCACACGGGGCGCUCAGCCCUUCGCGCAACUGCAUUCGAGCUCGAACGCCUGAUCAUGGGCAGCAGCGAGUGCCUCGGUAGCAUCACUACGACUUCCACGCCCAGUACCGACACCGACCGUCUUUCCAGGACGUUCAGCGACUGCCGGCCGACUGCACUCUCUUCAUCGAUGACGGCCGCUCUGCCGCUCGAGAUCGUGGAUCUCAUCCUGCUUCUGUCGCUCGAGCAGGGUGGCGGCUCGAUCCGACGAGGACGUGAGGCUCUGCUUCCGCAAGGAGCCUCCUCGACCACGCCGCCAGCGUCGAGCUUGUCGCCGGCGGCCUUGAGAAGGCUCGAGCAGGUGCUUGACCCUUGGCAAGCUGCGGCCAUCAGCUGCCUUUCACGACAUCAUCGCCAGCGAUUUGAACAGCAGCUCUACCGACACAUCUAUCUACACGACGUGCGUACGAUUGCGCUCUUGUGCCGCACGCUCACCGCCCGCCCCGAUUUGUGCAAUCAUGUUCGCUCGCUCGCUCUAUUCUGCGACCCGUCGGAUGGCAGCCAUCGACUCCCAUCGGGUGUGCCGACUGCGGACUUUGUAGACGGUGUUUCCGAAGCAUCAGCUGACAUCACGUCGGCAGCGGACGUGAUCCUGUCGGCAUGUCCGAACAUCACCCACCUGCUCCUCUCCUGCGAUCAAUUCAGCAGCUUGUCCGCCGGCAUCUACCGCCUGCUACGGCCCAAGGAGAUCACCCUGGUAACCGUUGCCAGCGUCGCCGUCCUCGACGGUAUCGUUUCGCGCCAUCGCGACCUCAUCGCCGCCGCUCUCCAGGACGAUCCAAGGAUGCGUGCCAUCUUGGGCACCACCUCGUCCGCCGCGCCCGACGAGCCGUCGCCAAUCGGUGAAACGUUCUCGGCGCACGAGUCAUCUCCGUCCCCCUCGUCCGCACCGCCCACACCGCAUGCAGAGCGUUCACUCUCACAUCUUCAUCUCGUCAACUUCGAUGGCCGGCUUUUGCAUCACCUGGCCACGCUCUCGUCGCUGACGCAUCUCGUCCUCACCCAUCCAAUUCUCCCAGAGACACGUCCGGGCAUGCCGGGCUUGUCAAUCAUCCCGCGCUCUCACCUCAUGCUCCUCCUCGGCUCGGGCAACAUCCAGCGCAUCGUCAUUCGCGCCGACCUGGCUACUUGCAUCCGUCUCGUCGAGGAGCUCGCCCCAAUCGAAGAUCAGAAGCUCGUCUUUCGUCCUCUCGCAAAGUCUGGCGACCUUCUCUUUCCCGAGCCAGAGCGGCGUCCGCGCUUCUCCGCCUCACUCACCGCACAAGCCUCCAGCCUUUACGAUGCGGUGGCGGCAAGCAAGCUGGACCUGCUGUCCGAGUUCUUCGGCAGAGUUCGCGUCCAUGCGCAGCGAUUCGAGUCGGCGCUGUCUUCGGACGAUCCCGACACCAGCCGUGGCUCCUCGACUCGAUUCCGUCACCCGCGCUCAUCGGAUAGCUCUGGCGGUGCUACUAGCCAGAGCGCGUCCACUGGGUGGGAUGACGAUGGCUCAGACGACGUCGAUGACGAAGUCUUGCAAGAGUUCGGCGCCGAGGAUAGUCCCGAGCCUCCUGCGUCCGAGGAUCCCGGUCGUUCGGUCCCAGCGACGGCGCACGGCAGCACCAGCAUCAACGCGCCCCCGCUCAACAUCCCUAUCGAAGAGCUUUUGCGGGCCGAGCGCUUCACGCCCGCUGGGCUCGCGCGUACUGCCGCCCCCGCCUCCCAAGCAAGCAGCGGCUCUCACGACCUCUCCUCCUCCGCCUCCUCGAGUCCACAUGGCCAACGUCGCCGGCUCCACCGCUCACCCUUUGCCCUCCGCAAGAACGACCUUCGCGGCGCGACCAACUCGAACCUCGACAUCCUGGCCAACUUGUACGAAGCGCUCGCGUCGCAUGCCGGUUUGGAACAGGAGAUGAACUUCUGGUGA
Moesziomyces antarcticus is the source of this 2283-nucleotide messenger RNA. RefSeq lists its product as uncharacterized. The transcript has 3 exons. Bases 1 to 2283 code for a protein of 760 amino acids. Lineage: Eukaryota; Fungi; Basidiomycota; Ustilaginomycetes; Ustilaginales; Ustilaginaceae. The record is from RefSeq and is a predicted model, not a curated record.